Impatiens glandulifera is the source of this 606-nucleotide messenger RNA. RefSeq names its product secreted RxLR effector protein 161-like. The record is from RefSeq and is a predicted model, not a curated record. Bases 1 to 606 code for a protein of 201 amino acids. Lineage: Eukaryota; Viridiplantae; Streptophyta; Magnoliopsida; Ericales; Balsaminaceae. The transcript is spliced from 3 exons.
AUGGCUACUACUAAGCCUAUUGAUACUCCUAAUGCUUCAAAUGCACAUUUGUCUGUAGCAUUUGCACCUAAAUCAUCUCAGGAAAAGGAAUACAUGUCACAUGUUCCUUAUGCUAGUGCAAUGGGAAGCUUGAUGUAUGUUAUGGUCUGCACUAGACCGGAUCUUGCACAUGCUGUUAGUGUUGUCAGUAGGUUCAUGGGAGACCCCGGUAAGGAACACUGGCAAGCAGUGAAGAGGAUUUUCUGCUACCUCAAGGGUACAUCUGAUAUUGGUCUCAGUUAUGGUGGUGAUAAUGUAGACAGUAGAAGAUCGAUGACCGGUUAUGUAUUCACGCUUGGUGGUUCUGUUGUGAGUUGGAAGGCUACUCUGCAGCCGACAGUAAUCUUGUCUACUACAGAGGCAGAAUAUAUGGCCUUGAUAGAAGCUGCUAAGAAGGGAAUCUGGUUGAAAGGAUUGGUUAGUGACUUGGGUCUACACCACGAUCAAGCUUCAGUGUACUGCGACAGUUUGAGUGCAAUAUGCUUAACCAAGGAUCAAAAGCUGUUGAUUGCCCUUGAAGGGGCAAGGCCUGAGGCAGAGCAGGUCACAUCUGGGCAUUCAGUGUAA